Molecule: messenger RNA, 1675 nt
Organism: Diprion similis
Lineage: Eukaryota; Metazoa; Arthropoda; Insecta; Hymenoptera; Diprionidae
Product: organic cation transporter protein-like
Exons: 8
Coding region: 1-1656 (551 amino acids)
Biological process (GO): transmembrane transport
Cellular component (GO): membrane
Molecular function (GO): transmembrane transporter activity
Source: RefSeq, a predicted model, not a curated record
AUGGGUUACGACGACGUAAUCUCACAUAUAAAAGAAAUCGGCCCGUAUCAACGAAGAAUAUUCGUCGUCAACUUCUUACCAGCACUAACGAGCGCCAUUCACGUGAUGGGAGCAGUUUUCCUGGGAGGCGUACCAGAGUUUAGAUGUUUGACACCCGAGGAAGACCAAGGAAAUGCAACCUACGAUCUGGAACCAGAUACGGCAAACAUUACGCAUCCAUGGGUUGACGCGACGCAAAGUUGGUCGCGGUGCGAAAGAUACAACACAACUCAGAUUGAUCUCUAUCAGCUACGGAGUGGCAAUUCGUCGUCGAAACCUGCUGCUGUCAAGUGUGACUCUUUUGCUUACGAUGACAGCCAAUACGGGGUAACCGCCUCAACUCAAUGGGAUCUAGUAUGCGAUGAUGCAUGGUUGAAAACUGCCAGCGAGUCACUGUUCAUGCUAGGAGUGAUGUUGGGAGUUUUGACUUUCGGUGCAUUGUCUGACAGAUACGGACGCAAGCGAAUGCUCAUAUGGGGUUCAAUAUUGCAAUUGAUUUCCGGACUGCUAGUCGCUGCUUCGCCUAAUUUCACGAUGUACGUCAUUUUCAGAGUGCUCGUCGCGACGACAAGUACUGGACUUUACGUUGUGGCUUACGUUGCUGCAAUCGAGAUGGUUUACCGAAAGAAGAAAAUUCCAGCCGGGACAAUUAGUCUCUUUUUCAUAGGAGGUUGCCUUCUGACUGUCGGUUUUGCAUAUUUCAUUAGAAAUUGGAGAAUUCUACAGCUGGCCUAUACCGCGCCAACCCUUUUAUUCCUAGCAUUAUCGUGGUCUAUCCCGGAAUCUGCACGAUGGCUGCUGAGCAAGGGUCGCGUGGAAGAGGCAAAAAAUAUACUUCACAAGGCAUCGAUGGAAAAUGGGGUCGUAUUGCCGCGAGAUGCAUUGAACGAAUUGCUGACAAUUGAAAGUGGAAAUAAAGCGAACAGUAAAAAAUCUUCAUUGCUUGAUAUUCUCAGAUACCCAAACAUCAGGAAAAGGAGUCUGAUACUCGCCACCAUAUGGUUGCUCAACAAUUGCACGUAUUUUGGUCUGUCAUGGAACACCGCGAACCUUGGAGGCAGUGUUUACGUGAAUUCUGCAAUUGCUGCCCUCGUGGAGCUACCCGCAGCCGCAUUCUUAAUUUUUACAGUUGACAAGUGUCGGAGGAAGGUUAUUUUGGGUGGUUGUAUGACGCUUACGUUGAUAUCAUUACUUUCAACAACUCUCGUUCCUACCGACAUGACGUGGCUAGUAACAGGUUUGGCCAUGGCGGGGAAAUUGACAAUCACAGUAUCGUAUUCAACCCUCUACGUCUUUACGUCGGAACAGUAUCCUACGGAGUUGAGGAAUGUUGGCGUUGGAACUUGUUCAGCUAUCGCUCGGCUCGGUGGAGUGGUAGCACCUAUGAUUAUCAAGUUGUCCGAAAUUUCGGCGCUUUUGCCACUUGUUAUUUGGGGAUGUAGCUUAGUGCUCGCCGUUUUGCUGUUGGUACUCCUUCCGGAGACGUCGAAAAAAAAGCUACCGGAAACAAUAGAAGAGGUGGAAGGAUUUGGAAAGCGUGAGAGUAAACGUGAACGUGCCAACCACUUCUUGAAUGGUGUUAAUAACACCCAGGUGUUGCAGAAACUGACAAAUUAAUCGUUUCAAAUAGUUGAAG